This is a messenger RNA of Drosophila kikkawai, 949 nucleotides long. It is a transcript of the gene Syb, whose product is annotated as Vesicle-associated membrane protein synaptobrevin. Lineage: Eukaryota; Metazoa; Arthropoda; Insecta; Diptera; Drosophilidae. Gene Ontology annotation, biological process: vesicle-mediated transport; vesicle fusion. Gene Ontology annotation, molecular function: SNAP receptor activity; syntaxin binding. Gene Ontology annotation, cellular component: plasma membrane; SNARE complex. The record is from RefSeq and is a predicted model, not a curated record.
CUGGCAGCACUGGCAUACCGAUCACAAGUUGAUAGAUAUUUAUAAAAAAAAAAAUUGUGCUAUUUACAAGGCAGGCUGUAGAUUUUUCCGGAAAAACCGAACUCCACAGCAGUAUUCCAAGGACCCAUUGUCAAGCAGCAGCAGCACAGUAUCACAAUGGAGAACAACGAAGCCCCCACACCCUCUGGAUCCAAUAACAACGAUUUUCCCAUACUUCCGCCACCACCGAACGCGCACGACAACAACUACGAUCAUCAUCAAUAUGGGGACCAUCACAUCAGCAACAACAAUGCGGCCAACAAGCGCCUGCAGCAGACACAGGCCAAGGUGGACGAGGUGGUCGGCAUCAUGCGGGUGAACGUGGAGAAGGUGCUGGAGCGGGACCAGAAGCUAUCAGAGCUGGGCGAGCGGGCCGAUCAGCUGGAGCAGGGAGCCUCCCAGUUUGAGCAGCAGGCCGGCAAGCUGAAGCGUAAGCAGUGGUGGGCCAACAUGAAGAUGAUGAUCAUCCUAGGCGUAAUCGCCGUCGUGCUGCUCAUCAUUGUCCUGGUGUCGGUCUGGCCAUCUAGCAGUGGCAGCGUUAGUGGUGGAGGAGCUAAGGCAGUCAACGAGGCCCAGUAUAUCCCUCCCCCUCCGGACAAGUCUUAGAGGAUACGGAACGGAAAUGGACCAAACAACUAUUCUAGGACGGGAAUCCUUUCGCGAAAGCACACACAUACACACACAGAGGAGGGGAGGAAAAUUCAAAAGAAGAUAACUUACUAAAAUCGCGCCUAAAACAUAUAUAUAUAUAUAUAUUUAACCAGAAUGUAAUUAUUAAAACUUAAUGUUAAACCAAACACACAUUUACGUAUUGUAGCCGUGGCCAAAGGUCCUUGAUAUGUACGUUUUAUAUAGAUACUUGUCUGUCAUCCAAUUGAAAAUACAUGAUGCCACCUACACUUUAACCGAA